Molecule: messenger RNA, 3489 nt
Organism: Polyodon spathula (Mississippi paddlefish)
Lineage: Eukaryota; Metazoa; Chordata; Actinopteri; Acipenseriformes; Polyodontidae
Product: claudin-14-like
Exons: 3
Coding region: 749-1462 (237 amino acids)
Biological process (GO): bicellular tight junction assembly; cell adhesion
Cellular component (GO): plasma membrane; bicellular tight junction
Molecular function (GO): structural molecule activity
Source: RefSeq, a predicted model, not a curated record
GCUGAGACAGAGUCUCUAAGUAAUGUGUCAGCUGACCUCACCAUGAUAUCUCUGAGCUGACAAUAAAAUAACUUUCACUUGAUCAGCAACUGGAGCAGAAGCAUUUUUACAGUAAACAGCCCAUAAUUGAAAACAGUGUUUUAAUUGACUUGUGGCCAGAGCAACCAGCUCAGCCUAUAUGAAUACAACAUCGUUGAAGGUCUAGAAUGAGACACUGAAUUCAACUUCAAUGACAGAUGCAAGAUUAGGAAAUUGCCUCUGCAAUUUAUUUCAGAGGAGCCAGACUGUCUCUCACUCGCCCCUGUAUGUUGCGAUGCCCUCUCAACCAGUUCACUUCUUGAGAUGCUGCUGUUACCGAUCAUAUUACUGGAAAGAAGCAAGCUGACAGACUCCCCCUUCAUGGCAUUGGUUGCAUUGGUCAAUAAGUACAGUCUGUACAUUCAGUAAGAGGAGAGAGAAACUGUGCGAGCAACAGAAAACAAGCUUCCUAUACCUCCAUCAGAGAACAGUUAACAGUGGCUACAUUCAUUAUCAGAAAGCUCAACUUACUGAAGCCACAUUAAAACAGCUUGCAAGAGACCCAUUGAACCGAUGGAAGUCACAAGGAAAGAAUGAGCCUCACAGAACAGUGAGCUGACACGGGCCCUAUUUAUUGAGAAGUGAGCAGUUUGAUUUAUCUAGCCCAUCUGCCAAACACGGAAAAAGCAGGCGAGAAAGAGAAGCUUCUUUAUUACAAGCCGCACCAAAGAUGGCCAGCAUGGCAGUCCAGUUGUUAGGCUUUUUCUUGGGUCUUUUUGGUCUUUUUGGGACUUUGGUGGCUACUGUUCUGCCCCACUGGCGAAGGACGGCAUAUGUAGGCUCCAACAUUAUCACGGCAACUGCAUAUAUGAAGGGGCUGUGGAUGGAGUGUGCUUGGCACAGCACAGGCAUCUACCAGUGUGAGAUCCACCGCUCCCAGCUGGCCCUGCCCAGGGACCUGCAGGCUGCCCGUGCUUUGAUGGUCCUCUCCUGUGUGCUUUCCACUCUCGCUGCUGUUCUCUCAGCAGUGGGGAUGAAGUGCACCCGCUGCGUCCGUGGAUCCUCUGCCAAGAACCCCCUGGCAGUAAGUGGAGGUGCCAGCUUCGUGAUCGCUGGCAUCCUCGGCUUGGUCCCCAUCUCCUGGUCCACUAAUGAUGUCAUCCAGGACUUCUACAAUCCCAUGUUGCCCAAUGGCAUGAAGUACGAGAUCGGGCAGGCCAUUUAUGUGGGCUUUGUCUCUGCUGGCCUCACCAUCCUUGGGGGAGCCCUUCUUUGCCUGUCCUGUGGGGAUGUCCAGAACCACUUCCCUUACCGGGCUCAAGUCCCCCGUGGCACACACAGGGCUGCACCAGCUUACCAUCCCCCUGCCGCCUACAAAGGCAACCACAACCCCUCCAGCUCCUCUGCCUCCAGCAGCGGGUAUAGACUCAACGACUACGUGUGAGUGGCGCAGAGACUCUGCUAGAGACUGCAGGCACAAAUCAGGAGUAGGUUUGGAUAGCCUCUUAUUUGCAGUGUUGUUCGCACAAAUAACAUGAUCUCUUAAGGAACAGACUCAAAGCUGAGAUCCGCAGCUGAUUUUGACAGCUUGUAGAUUUUUGCUGGAAAAUAACCAAUUGUUUUGUUGUUGUUGAUUUUGAUUUUGCAUGAUAUGUUUAUAUUUAUUGGUUUCAUGCUUUGUUUUUUUUGUAAAUGCACCAUGUGUAAAUGUUGAGUUUGUUUUUCAUACACACUGUUAAUUUUACUGCUGCUGCACCGGUCUCUUUUAUGUGAAUUGGCAUUGCUUGCUGUUAUUCUGUAUUGCCUAAUUUGGAAACAUAUUUGAUAACAUACAUACAAUCCAUAAGCGAGUGAACUUCGUUAUUUUAACAGGACAUUGAAUGACAACAGAUUUAAAAGAGCUAAAUCAGUAUGAUUGCUGCUAGUCAGGGGGGCUGAGGGCAGUGUAUAGCUUGUUACUACAGUAUAAUGUUUGCAUAUGAAUUGGUAACAGAAGAGGAAGCCUUCUUGUAAGCUCUUCUUAUAGGAUUCCUCCACAGAGGGAUCAGAGGCUUUCUCUCUCAGUAUACACAGGGAUGAGAAUGACCACUAAGCUGAUACAUUUAAUUUCAGGUACAGAUUGUGACUGCCAGCCGUAUCAGCAGCUGGGUACAUGUGUUUGUGUAACAGCAGAUGGGUACAUGUGUUUGUGAUACAGCUACUGAAAGUGUAUAACAUCAAAGGAACACAUUGUUUUCAUAAGAAAAGUCAGAGGUAAGAGUCAGAGAUGAGGAGUGAUUGCAUAUUUUGUCAUGGGGUAACAGCUUGUAUUGUACUGUGCUGCCUCUUUGUACAUGUCCAUUAUAAAGCUAUAAUGACUGAAAAGCUAGUGAUUGGCUUGAGACAGACACAAGAUUUACAAAGCUUAGAAAGCCUACAAAUUCAAGAAUAUAAAGUCUUUGGGUCAUUGUGAAUAAACACAUUUACAUUAUUGCUGGCUUUUUUGCAACAGCUAGACUAGAACAAUUCAAAUUGUAUUGUAUUCAUUAAAACAGACUUUGAAAAAAAAAAAAAAAACUUUUAAAACAAUUGUUCAAUACACCAUGUGAAAGCUUUUUAGAUUGGGUUCACUGUGAUCUGUGUACAUUCCCAUCCCUGCUGCUGGCCUGAGUUAAACCAAAGUGGAAUUCAGCUCUACAACUAACAGAUCAGCUUCGAGCCUGUCUGGAGAACAAAACUACUUUGCAAUCAUGAGAGGAAACAUGAGAAUACAGUCAAAAUGAUAAACAACAUGAUCCUGAAUCACUCUGAGCAAUUGCAAUACACCAUAACAUAAUGCAAUGAGGGAUAUUAAAAAACAAUUUACACAAAACUGCUAUUUAACCAUUAUACUGUACUUAAUAACUAAACAUUUUAAAAUGAAAAAAUUACCUCUCUGAUGUAAAUCCUUUCAUUUCCCAUACUCUUACUCGCCAUUGGCCGCACUAGAGUAUAUACUUACUUCCUGUGCAACACCUGACCCAGUUGGGAUUGUGAGACAUAGGAAGAUGUGAAAUAAAGUAGGUGGGUGCAUACACUGACUUGAAAAUGAACACUGAACAUCUUAUAUAAUGAAAUGAAAGCAUGGGAACAGAUACUCUAACAUAGCAGGACUCUCUCGUGGCACUGUGGGUCCAUUCCAAAACAGGACCUUGCUCUAAUGCCUUGUUAGCAUUUAGUCACAGAGCCCCUAUUGCAUGAAAUAGUCUGGACCAGCGUAUCCAGAAUAUGAUCAAGCAUCAGAUAAAUAACCCAAAUGUAUCAGCUGAAUGUAGUACAAUAACUAAGAUUGCAUUUAUUAUAAUGAGAGGGUUCCAGCAACGGUGGAAGCAUAAGAGUUUCUGAUCCCAGAUUGAAUGUGUGAUGUUUGUCAUUGUUAAUGAUGUGAAAUCACUGCUCUUCUGGUCAUCUUGUCAGGACACUCUUGUAAAUGAAGCCUCGGUCUCAAUGGGU